Triticum aestivum (bread wheat) is the source of this 1802-nucleotide messenger RNA. RefSeq names its product CBL-interacting protein kinase 30. The coding region runs from base 182 to 1615 and encodes 477 amino acids. Lineage: Eukaryota; Viridiplantae; Streptophyta; Magnoliopsida; Poales; Poaceae. The record is from RefSeq and is a predicted model, not a curated record. The transcript is spliced from 2 exons. Gene Ontology annotation, biological process: protein phosphorylation; signal transduction. Gene Ontology annotation, molecular function: ATP binding; protein serine/threonine kinase activity.
AUCACCUAUCGGUUUGCAGCCACAGAUCCCGUCAGAACAUGCAUAUCAAACCCCAGCUACUCUUUCCGAUGAUCCUCCAUCGCCUUGAGCGCUACGCGGGUGUAGAUUCUCCGUCCGGCCGUUUGCCCAGCCGGAACCUCGCUGAUGAUCACUUGAAACAACACUCUUUCUCCCCAUCGCCAUGGCCAUGGAGAAGAACCAAGAUUCCAAAGUGAUCAUGGGCCGGUACAAGCUGGGCCGUCUUCUAGGCCGUGGCAGCUUUGCCAAGGUUUACAAGGCCCAUAACAUCUCCACCGGCGAGUUCGUGGCCAUCAAGGUGUUCGACAAGGAGGCCGUGCACCGGUCCGGCACGGUGGAGCAGGUGAAGCGCGAGGUGGACGUGAUGCGGCGGGUGCACCACCCAAACGUCGUCCGCCUCCACGAGGUGAUGGCCACGCGCUCCAGGAUCUACUUUGUCAUGGAAUACGCGAGCGGCGGCGAGCUCUUUGAUCGCCUCGCCAAGAGCACGCGCUUCCCGGAGCCCGUCGCUCGCCGCUACUUUCAGCAGCUGGUCACGGCCGUGGAGUUCUGCCACAGCCGUGGCGUCUACCACCGUGACCUCAAGCCCGAGAACCUCCUCCUCGACGCGCACGGCAACCUUAAGGUCUCCGACUUCGGGCUCAGCGCGCUCGCGGACGGCGCCUCCCGCCAUCGCGGUGACGCCCUCUUGCACACGACGUGCGGCACGCCGGCGUACGUCGCUCCCGAGGUGAUCCUGAAGCGUGGCUAUGACGGCGCAAAGGCGGACAUCUGGUCGUGCGGCGUGAUCCUCUUCGUGCUCCUGGCAGGCCGCCUCCCUUUCCACGACACCAACCUCGUGCUCCUGUACAAGAGGAUCGCACGGAGCGACUACCAGUGCCCCGCAUGGUUCUCCAUCGACGCACGCAAGCUCCUUGCCCGGCUGCUCGACCCGAACCCCAAUACCCGGAUCACCAUCACCAACCUCAUGGCCCGGACCUGGUUCCAGAAAGACUCCUGCCCCCUCAACGACAAGCCCCUCGACACGAGCGAAACGGCGGUGUUCCUCGGCAAGGAAGCCGGGGGACAUCACGACGACGACCAACCGGAGGGCGCCACCCGGAAGAGGAAGAGAUCCAAGGUGACCGCGUCGUCGCCAACCAUCAGCGUGAGGCCAUCGAGCAUGAACGCCUUCGACAUCAUCUCGCGGUCGAGCGUGCUGGACCUGGCCAAGAUGUUCGACGCGGAGCACAAGACGUCGGAGGCCCGGUUCUCCAGCAAGGAGACCACGACGGCGAUCGUGUCCAAGCUGGGGAAGAUCGCGGAGGCGGGGAGGUUCAGCUUUAAGCUCAACAAGGAGAAGGGGAGAGUGGAGCUGGAGGGGAGCCAGGACGGCCGGAAAAGGGCGCUGGCCCUGGAGGCGGAGAUCUUCGAGGUGGCGCCGUCGGUGCACGUGGUGGAGAUGAGGAAGACGGGCGGCGACUCGCUGGAGUUCCAGGACUUCUACAAGCAGGAGCUCAAGCCGUCGCUGGGCGAUAUCGUGUGGGCGUGGCAGGGAGGUGACUCGCCGCCACCAACGCUCACGCCGGCGGUGCCUAGGUCAAACACGAAUUCCUGAGUUCAUUCACCAACGCGCUUGGCAUUUCAGGCAUGCCUAGCCAUGCGUGACCCUCUUGUGUAACUGAUCUGGCCUCUGCCUUGAUCAGACGAUCGCCACGCCUCUGUCGGGCGUUUCGAAAACGUGAAUCAGUACAGAACCGGAGCGCGCUUGCUCUUCUGUCACUACUAUAGGAACCGUGGAGAAA